AAAUGCUGGAGGAGUCUCCGUCUCACCUGGAGUCUGAGGACAUCGAGGACCUGUUCUCUCUGGCGCAGUACUACCAGAGUAAGACUCCUCUGUCUCUGAGGAAGAUGAACCAGAACCUGUUUGGCAGCUCUCUGGUGGCUCUGAAGGAGGAGGACACUGACCUGAGUCAAGCUCUGUGUCUCCCUGUGUCUGUCCCUGAGAUCCUGCAGGCCAACCAGCUGCAGCAGGACGGGGUGCGUUUCUUCGUGGUGGAUUGUCGGCCUGCAGAGCAGUACAACGCGGGACAUCUAUCCACCGCCUUCCACCUGGACUCUGACCUGAUGCUGCAGAAUCCCUCUGAGUUCUCCCUCUCAGUGAAGUCUCUCCUGGAGGCUCAGAAACAGUCCUUAGAGUCGGGGUCCGUUGCCAGCGGGGAACACCUCUGCUUCAUGGGCAGCGGGCGGGAGGAGGAGGACAUGUACAUGAACAUGGUGCUCGCUCACUUCCUGCAGAAAAACAAAGAGUACGUCAGCAUUGCUAAAGGAGGAUUCAUGGCUCUCCAGAAGCACCUGGUGGACAUGAACAUUGAGGGUCUGGACUCGUCGUACAUGCACUGGAUCGUCAGCACGUCCGGAUCCAGCCUCUGCUCUCCAGACGGAGAGAGCGGCCCUGGAGACGGGAAGGGAGUGAAGUCUCUGGUCAACAAGAUGACGUUUGCUUUCAAGUCAAAGUCUGUGAACGUGAAGGAGAAGAUGAUCAGCUUCAUCGAGAACACCGCCACACCUGUCGACAGACAUGUGAGCAGCAGUGACCGGGUGGGUAAACCGUACCGAGGAGUGAAGCCCGUCUUCAGCAUCGGGGAUGAAGAGGAGUACGACACAGAUGAGAUCGACAGCUCGUCGAUGUCCGACGACGACAGGAAGGAGAUCGUGAACAUCCAGACGUGGAUCAACAAACCGGACGUGAAGCACCACAUCCCCUGCAGCGAGGUGAAGGAGACCGGACACAUGUUCCCCAGCCACCUGCUGGUCACCGCCUCCCACAUGUACUGCCUGCGGGAGAUCGCCUCCAGGAAAGGGUUCUCCUACAUCCAGUCCCGACAGGCUCUGAACUCAGUGGUGAAGAUCACGUCCAAAAAGAAGCACCCUGAACUCAUCACCUUCAAGUUCGGCAGCAACAACUCAGCGGGAGUGGAGAUCUCUGCCGUGGAGAGAUAUGUAAUACCGAACGCCGGCGACGCCACGAAGGUGAUCAAGCAGCAGAUCAUGAAGGUGCUGGACGCUCUGGAGAGCUCAUAGAGAGGGGGGGGGGGCUCCAGCUGGACACUAACUGUUAGAGGAGGAGGAGAGUCUGUCCUCCUGCAGAGAGACUAUGUGUGAGGACACACUGUGUGUGUGUGUGAAGACACACGGAGUGUGUGUGGUGCUCCGCUGUCAUCAAACAUCUCACACUAACUUAAAAACCUCCGUCAUGGUUUCCUUUGAUCAAACAUCUCCUUCUGAACACCUUGACCCCUGGCCGACCUCUGGAGCUCCUCCGUCAGGUCUCUCUGCUUCCUCUCAGACCUGAGGCCUCUGUGUUUGGGUCUGGAAGUUAGAGAACUGUAAACACACGGAUCCUCCAGAAACCUACAGUAAUGUUCCUGUUAGCUGUAGUGAUAUGUAUUCCUCUGUAUCACACGUGUUGCUCCAGACUGUGUUACUGUAUUCAUCAGGUGUCGUAUCAGACAAGGCCCACAUUUCUGUAAUAACACACACCUGGAAUAUCUGGAAGAAUAAAUAGCACUGCAGCUAAAAGGACAAACACUUACUCCUGAUGUUGGAGAGCCUUUUCCCAUUCCUCCUCUCCUACAGCAGAUUGAGAUUCCCCCAACACAAAUGGCUUGAGGGUGUGUGUGUGUGUGUGUGUGUGUAUGUAUAUCUAUGCACACACACACACGUACAGUAGGAUGUGUAAACUGCUCUGAAGACCUUUGAGAGGUUUCCUGAAUAUUCAGUGGUUCCUUUUUUUCCAGAGCAGGAAGUCUUUAACGGUUCAGAUCAGUUUGUCUCUGCUGUGUUAAUACAUAUGGUGUGUGUGUGUGUGUGUGUGUGGGGGGGGGGGGGUUAUAUCAAAGAAUUCAGAAAUGGCAAAAAUAUUCUACAUUUCUUUGAGAUUAUAUAUUCCAAAAUUCAUGAGAAAAAAUCUUAAAUAUUGUAUAUUUCUUUUUUCUCGUAUAAAUUACAAAUUUGACGGAAAAAACAAUCAGGAAUAUUAAAAUGUUUCCUUUAAAUUUCAGAUAAUUUUUCUGACGUUUUUCUUGUAAAUCUUAAGUUAUUAUUCAAAAGGGAACAAAAAUCAAAUUUACGGGGAAAAAAAAUUCUUAUUCUUAUUUUGGGAUUUAUGAGUUUUUCGUCGUCAAAACCUUUGAGUUAUAUUUCCAAACCCUUGCUCUCUGUAACUGAACGUCACCCCUCCUCUGACUCCGUCUCAUAUUGAUUGAUUCCCCCUCGGCCCUAAUGCACCUUCAUGACUCUCUGCUUCCUCACAUCUCAUAGCAGCCUCUGACUCUUUCUCUUCCAUCAGUUAAAUAAUACCUGGUGAAGGUGAAUGAAAUGACCUGCUGAGGAGAAUGUCUGUCACACAGCUGGGUAGAGACAGUUUGUAAAAAGUCCUUAUAAAUAUAUAUAUAUCUCUGUUCUCUGUCCAUGUAUUAAUACUAGCUUUAGUGUGCUUGCCACUGUUGCCUUCGGCCUCAUAACGCGCCUCUUCAUCGGACUCUUCCUCGCUUCAUCUUACUUAUGUGUCCUUUGUGUGGAGAUGUGUAGGCUUUACCUUCCUGAUGUCCGUCUGGAACUCAAAGGGGAGAGAAAUAAAGGUCUGUCCCCUUGAGACCCUCAGAAAGUGGAUCCUCACUCUUCAGAGCGUUCCCCCUACCCACGCAUCGUCUGUGAUAUUCCAGUAUCCACAGGCAGAGCAAAUGCAACACGUCUCCAGUGUCAUCUGCACCUUCCUGUACUGCUUUCAUCUUCUAAGCCUUUCUGUUUCUAAUAAAUGGAGAUUAUUACACUGUG
Messenger RNA from Gymnodraco acuticeps, 3032 nucleotides. RefSeq names its product TBC1 domain family, member 23 (gene tbc1d23). Gene Ontology annotation, biological process: retrograde transport, endosome to Golgi; embryonic brain development. Lineage: Eukaryota; Metazoa; Chordata; Actinopteri; Perciformes; Bathydraconidae. Gene Ontology annotation, cellular component: trans-Golgi network. The record is from RefSeq and is a predicted model, not a curated record.